Molecule: messenger RNA, 1104 nt
Organism: Aureobasidium melanogenum CBS 110374
Lineage: Eukaryota; Fungi; Ascomycota; Dothideomycetes; Dothideales; Saccotheciaceae
Product: XAP5-domain-containing protein
Exons: 3
Coding region: 1-1104 (367 amino acids)
Biological process (GO): chromatin organization
Cellular component (GO): nucleus
Source: RefSeq, a predicted model, not a curated record
AUGGCAUCUGAGGGCAACUCGGGUACAUCUACCCCCAAUUCACGCUUCACAACCCAGGCAAAGACGGCCGACGACAUCCUUUCGGCGCAAACUGUUGGUCUUGUCCAACUCGACGACUUCCGCAAGCGACGCGCAGAUGCUAUAGAUGCAAAAGAGCGAGAAGCACUCGAGUCUGGUCGCGCCACUCCUAACAGUGCCUCAGAUAGCCCUGACCCGACAUUCAAGCCCUCAAAGAAGAAGCGCAAAACUGUCAAGAAGGGUGCCCUGUCGUUUGGAGACGAUGGCGACGAUGAUAUGAACACCCCGAACGAAUCGUUCAAGUCUCGCUCCAACACACCUGCAGCUACAAGAGAGGAAACCGCACAAGACGAGGAACAACCCAUGAAAAAGCGCCUUGCUGCGAACUCAAACGUUGGUUUCAUGGCCAAGUCCAUGACAAAGUCAGCUCUGCUGCGGGAGGCACAGACACGGGAGCAGCUUCGAAAGGAGUUUCUCGUCAUGCAAGAAGCAGUCAAGCAGACCGACUUUCUGCUCCCCUUUGUCUUCUACGACGGUACCAAUAUCCCCGGUGGCCAAUGCCGCAUGAAGAAGGGAGACAUGGUCUGGCUCUUCCUCGAUCGUGCGAGAAAGGUUGGCGCAGAGGUUGGAGGCAGCGACAAGGCUCGACGCGAAUGGGCCCGCGUGGGCGUCGACGACCUGAUGCUGGUAAAGGGCGAUAUCAUCAUCCCUCAUCAUUAUGAGUUCUACUAUUUCAUGGUCAACAAGACGAAAGGCUACAAUGGAUCCCUGUUCGCUCACUCUGCCGAACCCACAGCGGCCACUCCCGUGGAUUCCUCGGCUUCGACUGCUACGGGUGGUCUGUCCGUGCCAACGGCACCAUCAAAGACGCCAAAGACGCAGACGCUGUCACCCGCAGUUCCUGAUGCAGACCUCGAGGGCUUCGGCUCAGACCCAAACUCGACAAAGGUCGUCGAUCGACGCUGGUACGAGAAGAACAAGCACAUCUUCCCCGCCAGCACAUGGGAAGAUUUCGACCCAACAAAGGACUAUACCAAUCAUGUGCGCAAGGAUGUCAACGGUAAUGCUUUCUUCUUUUCGUCGUGA